AUGCCACGACGGCAGUUGAGUGUUGAAAUCCCCAACAUCGAUUUCAUCGCUGACGCUGCCGUCGAAGAGCCACUUGCUGCCGAGGAAUCGCGACUGCUCGACGACGCCGGCCUGGGGGUUACCGAUGUCGUCGUCCCAGCGUGCGAGGGGUUGGCGAACGACGACGACGAUGACGACGAGAUGUGGGACAUUGACAUCUGUCGUUCUAUGAGCCGACCACGACGGGACCACGACCAUACCACCGCAUCCACUGACCCGCUUGCUCGGCCCUACGUGCAACCUGACUCGGACCUAUUCUUGCUCGGCAUGCAUCUUCCCACGGCGCUUCCCCCUGGUCUCGCUGCUCCGAGGCCAUGCAGGGAUGCGGCGCGUGUAUCGCUGAGCUGUACAUUACCCAAUGCUGACGUGGCGACGUCUGAGGCUUCGGCUCAGCUAAAGCUGUUGGAAGUGAAACUUCAGGUGCUAGAGGCGCAGCACCGAGUCGCAGCAAUGCGCUGCGAACGUGAGCUAGUCGGGGGUAGCAAGAUGAUGGCGGCCGACUCGAGUUCCACCGGCAGUACGAGCCCCACUCCCGCAGCAUCCAGAUCUCACUCCGCUUCCAGGUCCGAUUCCCCGAUUCGUUCGGGCUCGCGGCGCCGCAUAAGCAGCGUCAGGAGUCUUUCCGCUUUCGGCGGCGGCACUGGAAGCGCCGUCAGUCAGGUGACUGGUAAGGCGGCUUCUACCACCUUGUCAGAUUCCGCCCUUUCAAUGUCGCAGCCUGCAUGCGUAUCUGCGCGGUUUGGCGAGAGCAGCUAUGCGGACGACAGCGACGGAGAUGAGGAGUCGCCGCCAUCGCUGGCGCAAUGCGUAUCGGCUGGAAGUGGCGGCAGACGCCGGCGUGCGGGCAGCCACGACGAGCGGGCGCCAGAAGGGUUAAGCGCCGUACUCUCAAGGCGUCGCAAGAACACCCAGGAGCCCAGAGAAGCUGCCACAAUGAAGUUCAGCCCAAGAGUGAGCUCGUCCCGGCGCAAGUCGCGGAAGGCGCACUUCACGGCGUCGUCCAGCGAGCGCCGCAUUAUCAUGAGCUCCAGCCUUUCGUCCGAGCUGCGCAACAAGUACAACGUGCGGUCGGUGCCGAUCCGCAAGGACGACGAGGUGCAGGUGGUGCGCGGCACGUACAAGGGGCGCGAGGGCAAGGUGGUGCAGGUGUACCGCCGCAAGUGGGUCAUCCACAUCGAGCGCAUCACGCGCGAAAAGGUCAACGGGGCGACGGUGAACGUGGGAGUGCACCCGUCCAAGGUGGUGAUCACGAAGCUGAAGCUGGACAAGGAUCGCAAGGCGCUGCUGGACCGCAAGGCCAAGGGCCGUGCAGCCGACAAGGGCAAGGGCAAGUACACAGAGGAGACCGCGCAGCCCAUGCAAGACGUCGAUUAA
This is a messenger RNA of Closterium sp. Yama58-4, 1413 nucleotides long. The record is from the annotation of a GenBank genome assembly. NCBI's taxonomy places the organism in Eukaryota, Viridiplantae, Streptophyta, Zygnematophyceae, Desmidiales, Closteriaceae.